Messenger RNA from Psylliodes chrysocephalus, 3173 nucleotides. Lineage: Eukaryota; Metazoa; Arthropoda; Insecta; Coleoptera; Chrysomelidae. The record is from the annotation of a GenBank genome assembly.
CGACCCCCUGGUAUAGAGACGUCAAAUGUCAAAUUUUUAAACUUUUGUUAAAAGUGCGCCAAACCUCGCCAAACUGAAAAUAUCUUUAACCUAAUUUUUUAAUUCCGAAAUAUCACAAAAAAUAAUAAAAAUAAUGAAUACAUUUUUAUUAAUUUGUGAAAAAAGUAACGAUACAUUACUUUACGAUGAUUUUCAAACAUAUUUUAAUUCCAAAUUCGAAAGUUCAAGUGAUUUAAACAUUUAUAUUGGACCUAAUAUUUUUCACAAAGAAGCUGUUAUCGAAGAAAUUGAACUAAUUAUAGGACACAUACAAAGAGAAUGGUUUUUGUUUCAAAGUAUUGCAUUGUAUGAUAAUAUUAUAUCAUAUGAGGAAAUUAUAUAUGCUAGAGAAUUAAUAAACAAAUAUUUUCGAGCUAUUAAAGAAUCAUUGCAGAUAUUCGACUGUUCUCUACGGCGAGAGAGAUACAAGAAAAAAGUAGCCGAGAAAUUAAAAUGCCUUUUUAAUACUGUAAUUCCAAUAAAUAGUAUGAGAGAUGAUUUUAUUAUAAAGUUGUCUUCAUGGAAAAAUAAUGAUGUUAGAAAUCCAGUGUAUCAAUAUUUUCAUACAUACCUUGAAAUGGAAUAUUAUUUGUUGUUCUUGACUUAUAUUUGUGAAGGAAAUAAAUGUACUAUAGAGGAAGCUAUUGAAAAAUUAGUUACUAAUUUAAUUCAAUUCAGUAAAAUGAAUUAUCAGAGGCAAACUAGACAAGUAUUUGUUUGUAGCUGUAUCAAAAAUAUCUGGUUGCUCGUUCAACUUUUUUAUGAAAAAACAAAAACAGAUUCCUAUUGUUUUUGGAAUCUAUUUAAUAAAAAAUUAGAAAAUGAAGAUCCUAUGUUUUGUUUGUGGUUAUUAACAGAAAUUGCAGCAUUACAAUUAAUAGAUCAAAAUUUUCAACAUAUAGGAAAUAGUUGUUCUAGAAUUACACCAAAUUAUGAUUUAUUACAUAAUAAGUUGAAAUCUAUUCUUGUAAAUGCUAAUUCAGAUACAUUAUUAAAACUUUUUGAAAUCAUAAACAAUUUAUUGACUGAUUAUUGGAUAAAGAAUGCCAAAAUAGAAGUGUAUCAAACUAUAUGGGAUUUUUAUAGUAAAAGGCUCAAUGUGUCAAAGAAAAAAUACUCCUGUUUUAGUACCUUGGACUUUAAUAACUCUCUAAGUCACAUAAUUUCAUCUCCAGAUGAUUGUAAUGAAGAUUUUGAAAAAUUCAUUGGUAUCCUAAUAAGUCAUUUGAAGGAGUAUCCCAGUCAUUGGGGCAAAAUGAAGGGAAGAAUUUACUCCCAAUUGGGGCCACAAAAGCUAAAAGAUUUAAAUGAAGUUGGAAUUGUACAUGUAAUAUUCCUAUUUUCCAGUUUAAGCACAUUAAACUAUGAAGAACUGGUUAAAAAAAUUAUUUCGUUUUUUGAUGGACUUCCUCAAGAAAAAAAACAGGAUUCUAUAUCAUGGAAUUUACUCAUUUCAUUUAUUUUCAUGCAAGUAAAACGGGGCCUAACAGUGGAGAAAACUGCUUCCAUAUUACUAUCAUGGAUUAAAGAAGCUUCACUGGAUUACAAGAACUUUCAUUUAAUAAAAUCUUUUAUAAUAAAUUUUGAACACAUUUUAAAUUUCAGCUUAAACAUGCAGUUGCAUCAAUGGAUAUUUCUUGAUGCUUGGUUAGUGAAAUAUUUAUCAUCUUGUUAUUACCCUGAUAUGACUGCUGCUUUUGAUAUUUUGUUAAUUACUUUAGAAAAAGUCAAAAAUCCGGAUUCUUGGUCACUUUGGUCUCAGAGUUUUCGAAACUACGUUUAUCCUGCCUUAAAACAAGUUAUUCAUACUCACAAUGCACCUGGGUCUAUAGGAAAAAUUGCUGGAAAAAUGUGUUUACUUAUACCGCAGUUAUAUACAGACAUUUUUAAUUACUUUACUGGUGAUAAUAUACCUCCAAAAAUAGGUCUGAACUUUUUAACUGUCGUUUUAACAGAUUUUCCAAAUAGUUGUAUUUUAAAUUCCCAACAAGAAAUUGCGGUAGUUCAAAUGUGGAUCAAAAUUUGUCUUUUAAUAACAGAACCUUGUGGUGCCCUGACAGAAAUUGUUACAAAACUAGAUUAUUUUCCUUUAAAACUUAAAUCACAUGUAAAUACAUCACAGGAUCCCAUCACAGCUCUUGUAGAAUACUUAGGUAGUGACUUAAAGUCUCACAGACAAUCUAAUAAUAUAAACAAACUUUGUGAAGUAUCAUUCGGAAGAAUUGAUAAAUGGUUAAAUCAAUGUUUAACGCAUCCAGAUAAUGAACAAGUUGUUUUAAGAAUAUACACUUGCGUUUCCCUAGCUUUUCUACAUUGCGGUCCUCUUCUUUACAACAGAAACAGUUGCUCUAGCGUUUUAACGAAACUUAUCGAAUGUUUGUUACUGCCAUCUGAAGUCCUAUUGGGGAAAACUCCACACGAAUACGUCCUGAAUUCCGUUAAAAAAACCUGGAAUUUAUUUUAUGAGGGGUUGGUAUUAUUAAAGGACGAUACAGAUAUGUUUUUGGAAAGAACUUUGAGGGACCUGAUUACUAAAUACAUGAAUCAUUUUUCUACCAGUGAUUCCCCUGUUUUAAAAAGUCUUCAAAAUGAAGUUACCGCUGAAGUUGUAUUAGAAAAAAUUUCAAAUUCUUAUUUUAAACAUCCCGUAAAAGAAUCCGAUGGUAAUUUAAUAAAAGUUAUUAAAAUCUUGUGUGAUACAGUGCAAAGUACAACGUCAGUUGCUCUUCUAAGACUUGUUAUUACUAAAACUCUUUGUGGAUUGUUUGAAUUAGUGAUUUUUCACCCUCAGAGGAAUUUAGCUAUAAAUUUAAUAAAAGUAAUAUGUUUCUCUCCGUUGUAUCCACAGAUCAAGCAGGAAUUUUCGGGUUGUAUCAUAUCAACGACAGAAAGACAUUUGGGUUUCAAUGCCACCAAUUAUUUCCAGUUGAUGUAUAUUUUGGCUAAAUUUGUGCCUAGCGAUGUGAGAAAUUUAAUUGAAACGAUUUCUCGGCAAGUUGCUACCGUUGAACAACUCAAAGGUGUUGGGUAUGAUGUAAAUCUGAGAUAUCAAUUAGAUAAACUAGAAAAUAUUGUUAAAGUAACGUAAUAUUAAUUUGUAAAUACUAUAAACAUGUAAAUACAUAUAUUUUAAU